Messenger RNA from Kluyveromyces lactis, 1767 nucleotides. RefSeq names its product Cub1p (gene CUB1). The record is from RefSeq and is a predicted model, not a curated record. The transcript has a single exon. NCBI's taxonomy places the organism in Eukaryota, Fungi, Ascomycota, Saccharomycetes, Saccharomycetales, Saccharomycetaceae. Bases 1 to 1767 code for a protein of 588 amino acids. Gene Ontology annotation, cellular component: cytoplasm; nucleus.
AUGUCCGUUAAUUCUCAUCCUAUGGCAGUUCCUCAUGAAGAGGAGGAAAUUCUGACUUAUUUCCUUGAUGUCCGGUCGUUUUUGUCAAAGAUGAAACAGAAUAGAUCUCAAUUCCUUAACUCUAAGGAUGUUAUGGACACUUAUCAGAAAGUGUUGACAAAAGUCAGGGAGUUGGAUGAAUUGCGUAAGAAUUCGCAUGCUACUCCUUCAAAUUCUGCCACUACGCUGAUUCAUAGUUCGGAAUUGCACAAUAGAGUCGAUUCUGUUAUCGAUGAUGUUUUCCAGUUAUUGUCAUUGAGUUUCUUGACCGUUGGUUUGAAAAAUUCAGCUCCAGCAACUUAUGCUUCGCUCUCGACCGUGCAGAGCUUGUUGGAACAUUUAAACGAAUCGAACGUUUAUACCCAUCACGACUUAAGACCUAUUAAAGAGAGACUUAAUGAGGUCAGUGCCAUCGUGGAACAAAACAAGUAUGUUAGUAAUAGCGACACUCAGAGCGUAAAUGCAGAUGCAGAUGAUAUAGGAGAAUUUGCUUUGCAGAAAGAUGAAGAGUUGAACAAGAAUAAGAUCGAAGAAGAUCUGUUGUUAAGAGCCAAGCUAAAGCAUUGUAUCGACGAAUAUAACGCCAUCGAGUCGAAGUUAGAAGAGAUCCAUCCGGACUUGCAAUCUACCAUGGAGGCAUUGUUCCAAAUUAGAAGAGGUCUACUGUCACUGGCAUCUUCUACAAAGAGGCCUCAUCAGAAGCAAUUGGUACCGGAUCCGGCUGUUCUUUCGGUGGAAAGUGAGGCAUCGGAAAAGAAGAAUGUGUUACCAGAUCAAGUGAUCGAUGAAAAAUUGAAACAGCUACAAGAACAAUUGGAGAAGUUAGAAUCUCAUCGUGAUAUCAACGGGAAGUUCAAAUCUUUGGAGACCGAUAAAGUCGAAGAAAAAGGCCAAAACGUUCUAAACGGUUUAUUAGACGAUUGUCAUGAUUUGGUAAAUGAUUUGUCCCAUCAAAAGGAUGGUGGUAUCUCUCUCGACACCAAGUUGCAACCUAUCUAUGAUCAACUAGUGGACAUCAAGACUACUUUGGAAAAUUUGUUAGUAACCAGAAGAUGGACUCUAAGAGAAACUGAUCUUUUCACAUACCAAAAGAAACUAGGAGAAAUCGAUAACUUGAGAGUUAACGGUAAAUUCCCAACGGACCACCCUGAUUCUAAGGGCCAAUCGAUUUUGUUGUACUUAUUGCGUAGGUGCUACGCCAUCAUUUAUAAACUCUUAGAAUCAUCUGAACCGGUAUCUGAAUCUUUGCAAAGAGUUCAUAACCAAUUGUCAACAGUACGCAGAUGCCUAUUAGAAUUGAAAAGAAUGGGUGGUGUAGACAACGACCGCGAAUUGUAUCCAUACCAGAUGAAGCUAGCGUCCUUGGACAAUAUGCGUGUUGAUGGUAAAUUCUACGAUACAGAUGGUAAUAUCCCUGAAGGUCAAGGUACUCUAAACGCCUUGCUUGCCGAAUGUUUCGAUAUCAUUCAUGAAUUGAAGAUCGAAGCUGAGGAAAGAGUAGAAGAAAGAGUGGAUAUACAUGAUGACGGUGAAGAAUCAGUGGAAAUGACAAAGGAUCCAACCAUGAGAGACGUCCAAGAACGGCCAACUGCGAGAUACAUGGACGUGUACGCUCAUGAUGACGAAGGUAAUGAUGAUGACGAUGAAGAUGAUGCUGAUGAUAACAACUUUAGUGAACAUAGUUACGACGAAGAAGAGUAUACAACUACCAGUUACGCGGAUGAUUAG